Thalassophryne amazonica is the source of this 4419-nucleotide messenger RNA. RefSeq names its product SR-related CTD-associated factor 1 (gene scaf1). The transcript has 6 exons. Gene Ontology annotation, molecular function: RNA polymerase II C-terminal domain binding. The record is from RefSeq and is a predicted model, not a curated record. NCBI's taxonomy places the organism in Eukaryota, Metazoa, Chordata, Actinopteri, Batrachoidiformes, Batrachoididae. Bases 146 to 4213 code for a protein of 1355 amino acids.
CUUUUGAGGUUUAAUUUAAGUUUUUAAAAAUAAUUUCACUGAUACUAAAGGCAGGAUAUUUGAUGUGAGGCCGAAGAUUGACGGGUUGAAGAUAUUGGUUGUCUUGUACUGCUGCGGACCUUCUCUGCAUCAGUGUUCCUAACCCAUGGACUUGGAUCCAGCCUCAAGCUUCGAAAGGAGGUCAACUCCUGACCCUUCCCUUAGUCAAGCUAUAGAUAUUGCUCGAAGCCCACGUCCCUGCUCCCCCUCCUUAUCUCCCUUAUUACCUUCAUCUGAUCCUUCUUCACCCUUGUCUACAUCCUCUUCAUGUCCCAAAUUGACAGAUUAUUGUAACCAUGUAAAAGGUAGCAGCCAAGCACCAGAGACAGCUCGAGUGUCCUCCACAUCUUCUCUGAACGCGCAGUCUGUCUUCUUACCAACACUCACUGUGCCCUCUGAAUCAGUUCUAUUCACUACACGGCUACCAGGUGUUGAUGUGCCAACAAACAACAUGGAGAAGGAGAUGUAUGAUCCUUUCCAUCCCACUGAGGGAGACCGGGAGAGCCGAGUAGAGGAACAGCAGGGGGAGAAGUAUGACCCCUUUAAUCCCACUGGCUCACCAGCGUCAGAUGUUGGAGAUGGAAGUGGCAAAGCCAAAGGGCUAAAGAAAAGUGUCGACAGAAAUGAGGAAGACAAAGUGGAGGAACCCCCCGAUUCCACAGAUGCCCUGCCCGUUAUGCCGAGCCCUUCCCUCACCACUCAACUUCAUCUGAGAAGAAGAGUGGACUGUUGCAGAGAUCAGAGGGAAAGUGUCCAUUCUGAUUUCUCUGAAAUAGAGGAGGGGGAGAUAGUUGGGGCUGCAGAUAGAGAUGGAAGCAAAAAGAGAACGACUGGAGAAAACAUCAAUUUGAAUUCUCCAAGUGUUUCAGUUUUUGGGCUGAAGCCAGAACGCAUCCUCCGGGUGCUGGAUGGUGAUAGUUUUGUGUCUGUGAGGGCCGAGGGAACUUGGGAUGAACACGGGCAGCCUCAGAAUGAACCUGUGGUUGGAGUGGAGGACUUGAGAAGAAAACUGGUCAGCAGGCGCAAAGAAAGAUAUCUCACUUUCCCUGCCUCAUCCCCCCUCUCUCCUCAGUCUCCACGGUCUUCUCCACAUCCUCCUUUGUCUGCACCAUCUUCUCCACUUGUACCUCCUGCAGAGCAAAGCAGUAAAAAUCAUAAGUCCUCCAAGAAUUCUAAAGAUGCGGACAAACAUAAGAGCAAGGAUAGGAGUACUGGGGAUGAGAAGAGAAAAAAGAGAAGGAAAGACAAAGAGGAAGGUCGGGAGAAGGGCAAAGACAAGGACAGAGCACGCAAGAGCAUGAAAGAAGCUAAAAGGAGGAGCAGUAGGAGCAGCAGCCAGAAAAGGAAGAAGAGGCAACACAGCAGUCCAGAGGCUUUGAGGUCCCACAUUUCAGGAAGAAAUAUGCACAGUCGAUACUCCUUUUCUGGUCUCUCUCAUGAAUCCUAUCAAGAGAGGGAGCAAAAUCGGGACAGAGAUAGAAACAGGGUCAGAGAGAGAGAAAGAGAUAGAGAUAGGUAUGAAGGUCAUACCAGAAGACGCAGGCGAGAUGGACGAAGGGGAGAGUCUAGCUCUCGAAAUAAGGAUAGGGAAUGGAAGGAAAGACGGCAUUCAAGCAGUACAGAAAGGGGUAAUUCUAAGAGGUCUAAAAGAAGCAGAGAAAAAAGGACAGGCAAUAGAGAUAGGCAGCGUGACAAAGAGCAGCAAAGGCGACGGGAUGGUCGCCCAGUGGUUCCUCCAUCUAUUCAAGAUCUCAAUGGUUCUGACCUAUUUGCCAUAAAGCGCACAAUUACAGUCACCACCACCACAACCACCACCACUUUACCCGGCUCUCCAAUACAUGCUCCAACCUCUCCUUGUAGACCUACACAGGAAUCUGACAAACCCCAUAAGAGGAAGAAGAAAAGAAAGUGGCACACAGGUGGGAAGAAGAAUGAAGGGGGAAACUGUCGCAGUCGAUCACAGUCCCUCUCGCCAACAGCCUAUCACUGCUAUGAAUCAGACCGCUAUUCAGACAAACUAGACAUUGACAUGCUCUCUUUGGAUGGUGAGGCUUUGGACUCAGAUUACCCAUCUUUGGAAGAUACACCACCUGCUCCCCUGCUUCCAGAGCCCCCGCUUCCCAGCCUUGACAGCAAAACUGCUCCCAAAAGUGGAGGACAACAUUCAAAAACUACAUCCAGCAUGCGACAGAAAGUCGACCAGUUGGAGUCUUCGUCAUCAUCAUCAUCACAUAGAACCAAAAGCAAAAGCCUCUCACUGUCAGGUACUUCAGUCUCUUCUCCCAUCUCAUCUUCUCUCUCCUCAAGUAAACGAGCCAGAAAGCAAGCAAAAGACAAGGACAGAGACAAGAGUUUCAGAAAAGAUUCAGGUCGCUCUGGCAAAACUAAGAAGGACAGUGUUGGCAGUCGGAAAGGGAAGCUGCAGUCCAAAGUCUCUGUGUUGUUGCGUGAUGGAGUGAGUAGCACUACAGGGGCUUCAGUUGGCUCUGGGAAGAUGGGUAUGGAACUGUUGGGGUCCGGAGGUACAGGAGGAAGUGCUGGAGCCUCUGUUGUUGGUGGCUCUAUUGCUGUAGUUUUCUGCAGGGACAAUGAAAGCCGUUCCCCUUUCCUCAAACCUUGCUCAGAGCCAUUGUCACUGGGCAGUCGCAGUAAAGAUUUGGCAAGUUUGGGUAAGCGCAGCAACCUGGCUGCACCACCAUCUUUGUCUAGUCCUGCAGGGUUGAAGGCUAAGAAAGCAAAGCCCAGUUCCAUCACAUCAACUUCUUCUUCUGCUUCCUCCCCCACAUCAUCUCUUUUAACCAAACGUCGUCGUCGACUGGGUAGGAAGGUAAGAGAAAAGGGUGGCACUGUAGGCAUGAUAACUAGUGAUGUUGGUCAGUCAAUGGUCACUUCUGAAGGCUGGGAUGGAGCCUCUACAGAGGUCUUGUCAGCUGUUGGAAAUGGAACCAAGUCAAUAACUCCACAUACUGGGCCAACUUGCCCUACAUCUUCUUCCUCCUCUUCUUCCACCUCUUCUGCCAGUGCUCUCCCACCUUCCUCCUCACCACCCCAUACACCUCCUCCUUGUAUGCCCUCAUUGCGGGACACCAGGGAAUCUUCUCCAGAUUCUCAGACAGUAGACAGCAGUUGUAAGACACCAGAAGCAUCUUUCCUUGUGGAAGACUGUCCAACUCAAACGAGCCCUACAAUGCCACUAUCCAGUCCAUCCAGUUUGUCCACCCCACAUGGAACCAGCCUCACCACUGCCUUGUCUACACCCCCCAGCAAGCCUCUUCCUCUGGAUGACAUACCAAAAUCCCUGGCAUCACCCCCUUGCCCAUCGUCUUCUGCAGGGUGUGGACUUGCUUCGCUUUCAAUGUCUUUGUCCUCUUCAGACCCUUCCUCCUCCUCUGUGUCUUCAUCGUCGUCAACUAAGCCUCCCCCUCCUCCACCUCCACCGGCAGCGUCAGCCCUCCCCUGGAGUCUGCAAACUGGAGUUGACUGCACAACUGGAGGAGUCUUGGCAUUAACGGCUCUUCUCUUCAAAAUGGAGGAGGCCAACAUCGCCAGUAGAGCAAAAGCACAAGAGUUUAUCCAGGCAACCAGUCAGAUCCUUUCCCAGGCAAACCAGAACCAGUCCCAGCAACACACACCUCCUAGUUUAGUGUCCUCAAAGAUUCCUCCGCCUUCUCUGCCGCCACCUCCUGGUCUCAGUCCAGCUCAGUUCAUCCUCCACGGCUCCCUCCCGUUGGUUGGCUGCAGCAAAACUCCACCAUCUCAACUUCACCCCUCUAUAGGUGGUGGAAGUGCACAGACCCCGCCUCCUGUCAUGCCCGUUGGGCUGUCAAGGUUGACGGGGACCUCUGGGGACACUGGGUGGGACAGCGAAAGUAAAGAUCCUGAUAAGUAUUUGAAGAAGCUCCACACACAGGAACGAGCCGUGGAGGAGGUCAAACUCGCCAUCAAGCCUUAUUAUCAGCGCAAGGACAUCAACAAAGAUGAAUACAAAGACAUCCUCAGGAAAGCUGUGCACAAGAUCUGCCACAGCCGGACCGGAGAGAUCAACCCCGUCAAAGUCAGCAACCUGGUGAAGCUCUACGUCCAGCGCUACAAGUACUUCCGGAAACAUGGACGCAGGAUGGACGAUGAAGACAAGGAAGACAGGGAGCCCGGAGCCUUGCAUUCCUCUGCCUGAUGGACUUUUUUUCUCUCUCGCUUUCUCUCUCUCGUUCUCUUUAUUGAUGUAACGUCUUCACCAAUUUGAGAUUUUUUAAUUAUUUUGUUUUCAUAAACCUACAGACUGAUGAGCUGUUAAUGCAGACACGUCUCCUUAUCUCACUGGAAUCAACUGACAGGAAGCAAAAAGUUUAAUAUACUCACAGAUAGAAUCCAGCAACCCCC